Dipodomys spectabilis (banner-tailed kangaroo rat) is the source of this 838-nucleotide messenger RNA. RefSeq names its product FRAT regulator of WNT signaling pathway 2 (gene Frat2). NCBI's taxonomy places the organism in Eukaryota, Metazoa, Chordata, Mammalia, Rodentia, Heteromyidae. The transcript has a single exon. The record is from RefSeq and is a predicted model, not a curated record. The coding region runs from base 56 to 760 and encodes 234 amino acids. Gene Ontology annotation, cellular component: cytoplasm.
GGCAGUCGAGCCGCCAGCGACGCCCUCUGAGCCCCGUGUGCCCGGGCGGGGGGCCAUGCCGUGCCGGAGGGAAGAGGAAGAGGAAGCCGGCGAGGAAGCGGAGGGGGAGGAGGAGGAGGAGGAAGACAGCUUCCUCCUGCUGGAGCAGUCGGUGACGCUGGGCGGCUCGGGCGAGGUGGACCGGCUGGUGGUCCAGAUCGGCGAGACGCUGCAGCUGGAGCCGGCGCACCACAGCCCGGCCUCCCCGUGCGCGCCCCCGGGGCCUCCGCUGCAGCCCCCGCGGCCGCCCUCGGCAGCGCUGGCGGCGGACAAGGCCGGGCCCCCGGCGGUGCCGCUGCUGCUGGGGCCGGCGUCGGCCGAGACGGGGGCCCCGGCGCCCCCUGGGGCCCUGCGCUGCGCUCUCGGGGACCGAGGCCGCGUGCGGGGCCGGGCGGCGCCCUACUGCGUGGCGGAGCUCGCCGCCGACUCCAGCGCACUUCCCGGGCCGUGCCGGCGAGGAUGGCUCCGGGGCGCCGUCGCCUCCCGUCGCCUCCACCAGCGUCGGUGGACCCAAGCUGGGGCGCGCGCGGGCGACGACGACCCGCACCGGCUCCUGCAGCAGCUCGUGCUCUCGGGGAAUCUCAUCAAGGAGGCGGUGCGCAGGCUCCAGCGAGCGGUCGCUGCGGUUGCAGCCACGAACCCCGCCACCGCCCCCGAGUCGGGGAGCGGCUGCAGCGGAACGGACCCCGUCACCCUGCAGACCUCGGGAACCUGGCUCUGACCCGGGUCCCGGAAGGAGGAAGAGGUCGCCGCUUCACAGACCCAGCAGCAUCCGGAAAGGAAGAAGCUAUCUCUAUUC